AUGAUUCACGUCAUCAAAUCUGAGCUGCUGAAGUUUGGCGAGGGGAGUUCUGUGAAAGGAGUUGCGAAGAUUUUCAAAUCGAAGGAUGUCAUUCCGAGGCUGCUUUGGCUUUUUUUCUUUUUAUCGUCUUCGGUGUUCAUGAUCUAUCUGCUACACAAGCUCUUUAUUGAGUUUUACACGUACCCAAUUAUAACAAAGUAUGGAGAGCAGAUCGGUCACAACGUAACCUUUCCAGACGUCACUUUGUGCAAUUUGGAUCCUUUGGCAGAAGGUGAACCAAAAGUAUCUUCUCUGAAAGAAUAUUUAUCAUUCAUCAAAUAUGAAAAGAAAAAAUUUUUAGAAAAGAUUUUAAAAAGCAAUUCUUCAAACACGGAAGCAAGAAUGAAGGAGGUUAAAGAUGCAUUGGAAGGAUUCGAUUCGUUUUCGGGAUACAUAAUUAAUAUGAAUAAAGAUUUACAUAAAUCUCGAGACUGUCCCGAUUUUGUGGUUGACUGUGCUUUUUUUAGUGACGAAUGGUUCAAGACGAAAGAAACUUGUUCUAUCAGUAAUUUCACUCGACGUUGGAGCGCGAAUUAUUAUGUUUGUUACACCUUGGAAAUCAAAAACUUAAAAUUUGUUAACUCGACAGUCAUAAGAGGAUUGAAUGUAAUACUGAAUGUGGGUCCACCCAACCUUAUAAAGUUACCCUAUGUAUCUUCACUGACAAAUGUUCAGGGCAGAGGCAUUCAAGUGAGUGUGCAAAGUCCUGGCACCCCUCCCGACAUCAAGCGUGGAAUCAAUUUUGCUGUCGGAACUCAAAAUUAUCUGGAAAUCAUUCAAACGGAGAGAUUGCGCACCGACAAACCACACAACAGUGAACAUUACAAUGAUCAUUACAAUGAACAUUACAGUGAUCAUUACAAUGAUCAUUACUACAAUGAACAUUACAACAAACAUUACAACAAACAUUGUCACAAUGAAAAUUACAAUAAACAUUACGAUGAACAUUACAAAGAACACCGAAUGGUAAACCACUGCCAAAGCCAGUGUCCGAUGCCCUGCGAGGAAACGAUGUACGAGAUAAAGUAUUUAUCUUCAACAUGGCCUCAACUUUCUGUGCAGUUUGAUUUGUUUGAGAAUUAUUUCAUAGACCGAGGCUGUAUGGAUGUACCUGAAGUAAGAUCCAGAUACAUCAACUACUUGAACAACUACGAGUUAUUCCUCAACGACAGCACCUACAACGUUUCAUUUUCCAAUUUGACAAAAAUGCAGAAGUCUCUAAUCGAAAUGAAAUUUUACAUCCCACAAAAGUUUCCAUACUUCCAGACGGAUAGUCCUGCGUAUACAGGCGACAUGAUGAUCGGAACUGUUGGGGGGAUGUUGUCCCUCUGGCUGGGCAUAACAGUUGCAAAUGGGGUAGAGAUUGUGGAGUUGGUGUACGUGAUAUUCAAACGUUGUUGGAACAUCAAGAUGGUGAGCACAAAGAAAAACGACGAGAAUGUUAAUUCGAAAGAUUCAAGGGCCGAUCCUGAAGGAAAGAGUGGCACGGAUUUGUCUGAAUAG
Molecule: messenger RNA, 1542 nt
Organism: Helobdella robusta
Lineage: Eukaryota; Metazoa; Annelida; Clitellata; Rhynchobdellida; Glossiphoniidae
Exons: 4
Coding region: 1-1542 (513 amino acids)
Biological process (GO): sodium ion transmembrane transport
Cellular component (GO): membrane
Molecular function (GO): ligand-gated sodium channel activity
Source: RefSeq, a predicted model, not a curated record